CUCUAACACAAUGUCCAGAUGUCCAGGAAGUAAACAAACCAUCCGACCUACGAUAAAUUAUAUCUUACAGUAAAAUAGGCGUAUUUGUAUCCAGCGAUGAGCUCAUCAACUUGCCGUGUAUGCCUAGAGAGCUGUGAAAACAUGGUCAACGUUAUUGAAGGGGAGCAUGAAGCUGGAGUUUCCAUUGCCAGGAUGAUUUUUGAGUGCACCGGCUUUAAACCUGAGAAAGGAGAUCGACUCCCGGAAACCAUUUGUACCUUCUGCCUUCAGGAUGCGCGAAAUGCAUUCGAUAUAAAGAAGACCUACGAAAGGAGCUCCCGCCUGUACUGCCAGUUAAAAAGUAGUUCCACAGAGGGGGGCCUUUGUACUCACCAGAAUUUCGAGCUUGUUAAGGAGAAGGACCCCUCAGACUUGACUGGCAAGAAGGAACAACCUCUGCAGUUCGCUGUGCAAGUGAAGGAAAAAGACUUUAGAUACGUGCCAAGCAGGGAGGAGCACCUAACAGACCAAUGCCUCGUAAAGAACGAGCCACUCGACGAAGAAGCGUUGGAGGAAGAGCACAGUUCAAGUCCCAUUUCAGACAGCGGCAUUAUUCAGUCCGAAUGCGAGGUGAAGAUCGAGGAGGAUGACGAUUCUGAUAGUGAUGGAAACUUUGAGCCUGGGUGCAAUGAUAAUGAGGACGACAGCACACCCAAAUGCUCUCACUGCCCGCAGAUAUGUACUUCGAAGAAAGACCUUAAGCGACAUUGGCGUGUCCACGCAGAAGAACGACCCUUCAGGUGUACCCAGUGCUCAGCGGCUUUUGCGAGGAAUGGCAAUCUCAAAACACACAUGCAAACGCACACGGGAGAACGGCUGUUCAAGUGCACCCAGUGCUCGAAGGCCUUCAAACGUAACUCCCACCUGCAGGAUCACCUGCGUGUUCACACAGGCGAACGACCCUUCAAGUGUCCCCAGUGCCCGAAGUCCUUCAAACACAACACACAACUCUACUAUCACAUGCGAAUGCACACAGGCAAUCCUCUUAAGUGUACCUACUGCCCAAAGUCUUUUGCCAGGAAUUAUAAUUUACAGAUUCACUUGGCGAGCCACACAGGAGAACGACCGUUUGGGUGCACUGAAUGCUCAGCGACUUUUGUGCGGAAUGCCAAUCUGCAGGAGCACAUGCGAACGCACACUGGAGAGCGACCCUUCGAGUGCUCCCAGUGCUCCAAAACUUUUACCAAGAAGACACAUCUUCAGGAACACCUGCUGGUUCACACAGGAGAACGACCGUUCAAGUGUGAGCACUGCCCAAAGGAUUUUACGCGUAACUCACACCUUCAAAAUCACUUGCUAGUGCAUUCGGGAGACCUUUUAAAAUGUACAAUCUGCUUUAAAACGUUCGGAAGUAAUGCGCACCUAAAGCUUCACCUGGCAGUCCACUCAACGGAACGACCAUUUAAGUGUACCCACUGCUCGGCGGAUUUUACGAGGAAUGAUUCUCUCAGGACACACAUGCGAACGCACACAGGACAACGACCGUUCAGCUGUACCCAGUGCUCAAAAACUUUUUUCACGAACGCGCAUCUGCAGGGACACCUGCGUGUACACACUGGAGAACGGCCGUUUAAGUGCACCCAUUGCCUAAAAGCUUUCAAGGAUCAAUCGUACCUCCAGGUACACAUUCGUAUCCACACCGGCGAACGACCCUUUAACUGUUCCCACUGCUCAAAGAGUUUCUCCCAGAGUUCAAGUCUGAAGCGACACUUGGAAACCCACAAGGGGAGAUGAGUGUCGUAAGAUUUUACAAUAAGCUUUAACUAUAAGUACCCGUUGUUUAAAAAUUUGUUAAAGUAUUGUAUAGGUAAUAGAAAGUUUCAAAUAUGUUCAUUGUAGGGACCAAGAAAUAUUUUUAAACCGAUGAUUGAAAUGUGUAUGUGUGUGUAGGUACCACACCGACUAAAUUUGUUUUAAAAAUAUUCUUUUGAAACCAUAAAUGAUGAACUACAAAAAUA
Drosophila biarmipes is the source of this 1997-nucleotide messenger RNA. RefSeq names its product gastrula zinc finger protein XlCGF57.1. The record is from RefSeq and is a predicted model, not a curated record. Gene Ontology annotation, biological process: regulation of transcription by RNA polymerase II. The transcript is spliced from 2 exons. NCBI's taxonomy places the organism in Eukaryota, Metazoa, Arthropoda, Insecta, Diptera, Drosophilidae. Gene Ontology annotation, cellular component: nucleus. Gene Ontology annotation, molecular function: RNA polymerase II cis-regulatory region sequence-specific DNA binding; zinc ion binding; DNA-binding transcription activator activity, RNA polymerase II-specific. Bases 97 to 1773 code for a protein of 558 amino acids.